Molecule: messenger RNA, 1351 nt
Organism: Dinoponera quadriceps
Lineage: Eukaryota; Metazoa; Arthropoda; Insecta; Hymenoptera; Formicidae
Exons: 2
Coding region: 257-1102 (281 amino acids)
Source: RefSeq, a predicted model, not a curated record
CAUAACGGGCGCUGAUCCAGACGCGACAGUGACGAAUCUUAAUCGGGACGCUCGUUUGCCGACACUCAGCAAGGGGGAUCAGACGAGAACGUCGGGCAGAGGACUCCACGAUAGAUACAAGCGGAGCGACGUGGACGACAAAGUGGAUCGCGUGAAGUCAGCUUGGCGGGCGUUACGGGAGAGUAAGAAUUGGGCCGAGGGGAAGGUUCACGUCGACCAGGUUGGCCCGAGCAAGUGGUCCGAGAUCAUCGGAAGGAUGACGCGCGACGCGGACAGGAUUCAACGGCGGUACCCGGCGGGCCCAGAGGCGAAUCCUUACCCGCGCGCGACCGACGUCUCCGAAGCGGCGACGCGCAAGUCGAGCCUGGAGGAGGAGCACUUCGCGAGAAACAUUCUACUCUUUCCCGAGAGGAGGUUCCCAAGAUUCAGGUCGGCGAGUUACAAUCGCUCGGGCAACUUGGGAACCGGCGUGAUCCAGCGGAAAACACGGACAUAUCACGAGGAAGCCGCGGAAGACACCUUGUCCGAACGCCCGUUCUCGUCGGAGACGCGACCGAUACACGCGCGGGAUAUCAAGGAUCGCUCGGUCGCGAGAAAAACGGGCAUUCGAGCUUCCAUCGAGGAGUACUUGCGGAAUUACAUCGACGGAGUUCACAGGUCGCCCGGGGAGGACGAGGCGGAGGUGCGAUCACGGGAUGCGGCGAGCGAAAUCACGGACGUGUUCGCAAGUCUCGAUAUCGAACCGUUGAAGGUCCUUUACGAGGACCUCUGGAGAAGAGAGAAACAGGACGAGGCUCGCGUCGAGGAUACCGAAGGAAGCGCGGGGAAGGACGACGGGGAAGGCUCGAACGUAGCGCGAAUCGAGUCUGUAUUCGAUGGUAUUCAGCGGGAUAAGACAUGGGGUGGUGAGAAGGUGGAGGAGCCGGAAAAUGACGGCUCGUUGGUCGGUGUUGCUUGUUCGAAACAAUCGGCGGCGACGAGUUGCGAAGAUGACGCUUUUAUUAAAACAGGACUGAACGUGAUCCCGAACAAAGGUGCAGCCGGUGAUAAACUGUCGCGAAUAUUGCGGUCGGAAUACUUGAGGAAAGAUCUGCUCUUGUAAUCCACUUGUGGUGAAUAAUAUCAGCUGGGCUCUCGCAUGUCGCGUUGCUUCUUAUGCGACACGAAUAGAAUAGUCGGCUCGCUUUGUUAUCGCUCUUCUAAAUCAUCGUUCGAGUGAGUAGUCCGAACGCUUUUUAUAAACCUCACUGCCUACCGCCGGCUUUUCAUCGCGACACACGACGAACCGAUGUCUCUCUCUCUCUCUCUCUCUCUCUCUCUCUCUCUCACUCUCUCUCUCUUCGAUGUUUUA